AUGGAUGAAGAUGCUGAGAAAGAGGUGGAUGACUAUGGAAAAGAUGAUUCUGAUGAGAUAUAUCCUCCAGGAUUUGGUGGAUAUCCUGGAAUUCUUUGCUUUAAGGAUGUGGGAAUCCUUUACUUUAAGGAUGCAGGAAUCCUUCACUUCAAGGACACAAAUGAGGGCUGUGAGUUAACGUCUUUUGCUGUGCCAAGGAAAAAGCUCUUCUUGCAGGUCUUGCUCAAUGCAGAUGCAGAGUAA
Messenger RNA from Suillus bovinus, 243 nucleotides. RefSeq lists its product as uncharacterized. The transcript has 2 exons. The record is from RefSeq and is a predicted model, not a curated record. NCBI's taxonomy places the organism in Eukaryota, Fungi, Basidiomycota, Agaricomycetes, Boletales, Suillaceae. The coding region runs from base 1 to 243 and encodes 80 amino acids.